Molecule: messenger RNA, 3167 nt
Organism: Guillardia theta CCMP2712
Lineage: Eukaryota; Cryptophyceae; Pyrenomonadales; Geminigeraceae
Exons: 4
Coding region: 108-3086 (992 amino acids)
Biological process (GO): potassium ion transmembrane transport
Cellular component (GO): membrane; voltage-gated potassium channel complex
Molecular function (GO): delayed rectifier potassium channel activity; ligand-gated monoatomic ion channel activity
Source: RefSeq, a predicted model, not a curated record
AGCCGUUCGGCAGCAAGUGGUCAACCAGAGAUGGUCAUAAUUUCACGAUGAUGGACUAUCAAUUGUUCCCUUCCACCGAUUAGUCCUCGCAAACGCUGCUUCCAGGCAUGACAGUGAAAGCGCUACUUGCGAUCGCCAGCAUUGCGGUAACAUGGAUACCCGCUCCAUCGACAGCGCAGGGGUCUCCUGGACUUUGCUGCAAAGACGCUACUGAUUGUUUCCGCCCUGGAGACUGGCGGCAGAUUUUUCAAUGCCCUGCAUCCCAUUGGAACAAGCACAUGCCCCAUCCCCCCUGGGAGUGGUACAAGCUUACGAAUGCUUCGGGUGCUCAAAAGAUCUGCUCAGGAGGCUCGAAGGAGUGGCACGCGUGUGUUGCAGACUCCGAGUGUCCGGGAGGGACAUGCUCCAUCGUCCCCCUCCCGGCCGACAAGUACGUGCACGAGUAUAUGUCCUGCUGCAUGCAAUGCGUGUGGAACUUGCAAUAUCCGAUCGGAGAUCCGAUCCAAGUGACGUCAGGGCCCCUCCUGAAUGAAACCAGCGAGCUCGGCGUCAUCCCCAAGUACCUCAACUGCUCAGUCUUCCCGGACGAGUUCCGCCAGCUGGACUCCAGCAGCGCCGGGCACCCGGCUGGCUACCUGUCGAUGAGCGAGUUGGAGCAGGGCUUCUUUUCUCAGAUCCCGAACAAGCAGAUGAUUGACGCCAACUUCCUCAACGCGUCCGUGAUGUUUGCGAUCGCAGAUCUCAACAAGGACGGGCUGUUGAGCUACGAGGAGUAUGUCAUCCUCAGGCACUUCUGGACUCCAUUCCUCCUCUCCAGCACGGCUCCAGCACCCAUCGACAACGAGAACACCCUCGCCAUGGGCCCCCUCGGAGGAGUCUUCGUUGACAACAGCACGGUCAGUGUGUGGGUUGUGACAGCCAACAACCUUCUCCUUCGCCUGUACAUCGCCAACGGCUGGUCGUCUGCAAGGACCAGACAACCGCAACCAGGCGAGGAGCUGUUUUAUCAGCAGAACGCUGACCUGGAUGGCUCCACCCGAAUCUCUUUGGAGGAGCACUACUUCAGGGUGUUUGCAGACAUCAACGGAAAUGGAGUGUUGGAGCGCUGGGAGUACAACCUAUCGCUCUAUGACAAGAGCACGUCGGCUGGGGGCAACUUUCAAGGAUGGGCGUCGUGGGCGGAUCACGACCUCAACGACGAUGGAGUGGUCACCUUCAUCGAGAGGAAGCGGAUCUUUGCAGACAGGAAUGCGGACAACUUCAUCAAUCUCACGGAGUGGAAGCUCGCGGACUUUCCCACCGCAUACGGUCCUUAUCAAGGUCACAAAGGGAGCAACGGGAUGAUUGGAAAGGAGCAGUACGCGUUUUACUCGCUCUAUCACUACUGCACGUUGCGCUCCUCCACAGCCUACGCUUCCUACUCCAGCAGCUACCCCUGGAGCUCGCAGUGUCCUCUGGUGUUUGCCAUCCUGAACGACACCUCCUUCUUCCGCGACGCGUUAGAGAAGCAGCAGUUUGAUCUGGGAACGCUUCAGGUUGAUCCCAACCUUGCAGGCUUCGUGUAUAGAGUGCUGAACAACGUUACUCGUCGCCUGGGCUGGCAGGGAACUCUAAAGGUCUUGCCCAACCCCCAUAGAGAGCUGCAAGGAGCAGCAACGGACCUCUCGUCCUACAACAUCACUCCUCCGAACAUCUACUCUCGGUCUUUCAACCUUGCCGUCAUCACGGAGUACACGAAUGUGCCCAGCGAGUGGUUGUGCACCUCCUCGCUCUGGCCAGAUGACGGUCUCAGUGUCGUGGUGAGGUCCGAGGACCAGUCCAUCUCUCUCUACACCGUCCUCGCAGAGAUGAUAGUUUCUCCUCAGUUCGUCAAUUUCUUCUGCUCCUUGUUCUUCACCGUCCUCAUCGUUGGACACGUGAUUUGGAUCAUCGAGAGGUGGACCAACGAGACGAUUUUCCGUCCCUUCUACGCGGAAGGAGUCAUUGAUGGCCUUUGGUGGGCGAUGGUGACGAUGACGACUGUCGGAUACGGAGACAAAGCCCCGGUCAGUGAGAUCGGCAAACUCUUCGGCAUCUUCUGGUUGAUUUUUGGUCUGAUUGUCUUCGGGACCUUCUCAAGUCAAGUCACUUCCUUCAUCGGUGACCAACUUGCUGUCAACAACAUCGCUGAUGCCGAUUCUCUCGCUGGUUUCGUUGUGGGUGUGCUCAACCGAACCUCCUCCCUCAAUCUCGACCUUCAGUAUGGGUUCACCAGCACCGUCUGCGACUCGGUCAAGACAUGCGUCGACAAGCUGGCCAACAACCAGCUUGACGCGCUCCUUCUCCCUCGCGCCGACGUCGUCAACUACUUCCGCUCCAGCCAGCUCGCCUUCACGCUCUGCGGCAACCAGCUCAAGUUUGUCGGGGGGAGCGUCACGAGCAGCGUCGUCAUCCUCCUUCAGCCCGCCAUCAGGGUCUGCACGUACGGGCAGAGCGUGUAUGCUGCCACGUACUUGAUGAACGCCAUCGACUCGACGGUGCAGGCGAUGACGCAGGAUGGCACAAUGAGCAGCAUCGUGGCCGAGGAGCGAGAUUUCAUCUACCCUCCUGCGGUCACCGACGCCUCUUGCGGCUCUUCGAGCUUGUGGAACGUCCCACUCAUCAUAGCAGCCCUGGUCCUCCUCUUUGUGUACGGGUGCCUGGUGAACAUACAGGAUGGCGGGGUCCUAAGGAGCGUGCUUAGCGCCUUACUCCCUCGACUGUUCCCUCCUGUGAUCGAGGAGGAGGAGGGAGUGAUGGCGGUUCUACGGCAGCCUUCGUUCAAGAAGCGCAAGCUAGAUGCUUUCUCCGUGGAGUUCCCGCAGCCCCUAAGGAAGAAGGAGGUGGAGCCUCUGGUGCAUGCUAGCAAGCUGCUAGGAGUUUUCAGCGCUAUGCAGUCCAGCGACAUUCGUAGCAUCAACCAAGAGGUCUCGGACUACUCCCACGUGCUGAAGCAGAUAGCUCGUCUGUUCGUCUUCUGCUUCGUCCUCCUCCUCGUCAUCUACGGCAUCCUCCUCGGCGUCAUUGCAGCUGCCUGGGGCAGCAAGCUGCAGGUCAGGAAGCCAUGAAAGAACAGAUGAAAUUUCGAUGUGCAUGUUAGUGAUAGAGUUGUGCUCUCCUUGUACAGUUAUGUAAACAGAAAGACAAUC